UUCCCUCCCGUGCCUCAGUGCCCCGGGGUGGGGCAUCCCCGGCGGCGGGGCACCCACCGGGGGUGGCCUUGGCACAGCGCCGGUCCUGAGCCGGCAGCUCCGCAGUUGCGCUUCUCGCGGCUCCCAUCGCCCGGCUGCAGCUCCCGAGGAGCCAGAAGGGACCCCCGAGAUCCAGAAAGGACCCCCGAGAUCCAGAAAAGACCCCGAGAGCCACCUCUGCUCCCGCCCCGCAUCCCUGCGGCUUUCUCAGGGGUGAAGAUGAGUGCUGAAGAGAUUCUGAUGUGUGCAGUAGAACUUGGAAAAAAUUUCUGCCUCUAUUUUGACGACGACGAUGAGCUGGAGUGUGAUGCCCUCUGCAAGGAGAAGACCCUGCACCGAGUCCUGAGGAAUGUGAAGAGCCAGCUGCUCGUGGUGCGCCCAGACCUGAACGUGGCAGCCUUUGAGGAUGUGACAGACCAGGAGAUGCAAUCUGGCAAAGGGAUGCAUUUCAGCAUUCACUGCUACAAAACCACCACACCCUUAGCAGGAAUGCCCGUGGCCUUCAGUGUCCAAGUGGAAGACAAAAGUUAUUACAUGUGUUGUGAGAGGGAAUGUGGAGAAAUGAUCGUUAGAUUCAAGGAAGGAGAAGUUCCCAAAGAAAUUCCUGGUGAAAGCAACAUCAUCUUUUUCAAAAAGACAUUUACAUCUUGCUGCUCCAAAGCAUUUAAGUUUGAAUACUCAAUGGAACGAGGAAUGUUCUUGGCCUUUGAGGAAGAAGGCUACUUGAGAAAAUUAAUCCUAAAGAAACUGUCAAAAGAUGAAGUGGAUGAAACCAUGAAGAUGAGUUUAUCUAAGUUCAGUCAGAAUGAAAAUCACAACCUAUGAUGGAACACUUCAACAGUUUUAAAAUACAGUUUGUUUUUUUAUAAAAGAAACUUUAGUCUUCCUUUAUCCAAAACAAGUCAGUUUUAUGUUUUAACUACUCUCAGUACUUAAUAAAAAAAUAAAUGCAAGUUCUUGGCAAAAAGCAGAAUGUUUUCCAGUCAGACAGAAGAGAAUUACUGAAGAAACAAGAAUGUGCAUGUCUAUGUAGAAUUUGAUCCCAAAAAUCUUUAAUGCCUGUUGACCAAACAGCUUUUGAAUUAGGUUUGGACUUUUACAUUUCCAAUACUCCCAGAUUUCUCACCCAAGUAGCUUAAACACCACAUCCAGCUGCAUCCUGUGUGAGGAAACCUCAGAUACUUUCCAUGAGAGACCCUCAGCUUGCCCACAGGGACUUUCCUGUGACUCAUCUGCACCCUCCUUCUCCCUGCCACAAAAUAACAAAUGUUGGCAUUUAAACCAGACCACAGCCCUGUUCUGACCACAACACAAACAAAAAAAUUGGCCAGCUACCUGCUUUUGCUAAUAAAUAAAAUUUCCAAUCCGUAUUUAAAAAAAAAAAUUUAAAAAAUUUAAAAAAAAAUAAAAUCAGAAAGUCUUGUAGACUCCAAACCGUGACGUGGUCGUUCUGUUUGUUGCAUAAUCCCUGAUGGUAGCACAAAUCCUCUUCCUCUCACUAUUAAUAGUGCCACAAAAGUACUGUGAGAAUGUUAAAGUCAGGAUGAAGCAGAAAAUUAAAAACCACAAUCUCAGUUCCCCCCUAAAAAAUCCCUAAAAGAACAGAACACUCCCUCAGCCUCCUCUUUGUUGUGUUUUCUCACACAGGACAACACAGACCAGAGUAUUUAGAAAAUAAACCUCAAAAGAAGUGUUGAAGAUGAACAUAAAACCCUUGGAAGUUGAAUGUUCCUAAAGUCAAUCUGCAAAAGUAUUUUUAUUUUACACCAAUCCUUGUUGUAUUUUCUAAGGGAUAUUAAUUAUUCUUGUAUUAAGUCAAGUCUAAGUCACCUCUAAGUAUUGACUCAUACAAAGAUUUUUUGUUUUAUGAAAUAAGGCAGAGCAGACUUAUCUGCAGAGAAAAUAUUUUAGGCCACCCACAAGCAGUAAAAAUGGUUCAGAAGCACACACAGAAUUUCUGUAAAUUCUUUAUUGCAUGGAUUAAGAAAAAAAGUAUUCCCUUCUCUACAUCAACUCCCCAGGUCCAAAGAGUUACAGGGUCUGCCUUACACACUGAUGU
Messenger RNA from Cyanistes caeruleus (blue tit), 2098 nucleotides. Lineage: Eukaryota; Metazoa; Chordata; Aves; Passeriformes; Paridae. The record is from RefSeq and is a predicted model, not a curated record.